UUUUAACAAAUCCCUGCGUACGGUUCUGAUACUUAUUAUUUUAAAAAAACUAGCUAUAAAAUGAAACUGUGAGAGACAAUUAUUAUACUGUUCUGUUCAAAUCUACUAAACCAAGAUGAAGUCCUUGUUAAUUCUGGCUGUGGUCUGCUUAACAGCGACUGCAUUUCACAGGCCUGAACACGACAGAGUACAGCAGACGAUAGCAGAAUGCCAGAAAGAAACCGGUUCAACUGUAAACGAACUCGAAAAUGUUAGACUUGGGAAGAUAAACCCUGGUACCGGCAAGCAAGUUCUUUGUGUCCAUCGUAAAUUGGGAUUCAUGGAUGAGAAUGGUGACAUUCUUGCUACUCCAUACAAACAACACGUUGAAAAUAUUACUUUCGACAAGGGUCGUCAGCAAGAGUUCCAAGCAUGUAGCAAACCUGAAGGAGAAAAUGCCGAAGCUAAAGCUGUUAAUUUUGAUAAAUGCUUCCAAUCUGUUUUACAAAAAAUGGGCCGUGAUUGAUUUAUCUUAUGAAUUUAUUUAAAAAAAUUAUAGUGUAUAAUGUGAUAUAAUAAAAUAUAUUCCGUUCAUUUAAA
This is a messenger RNA of Diabrotica virgifera virgifera (western corn rootworm), 579 nucleotides long. RefSeq lists its product as uncharacterized. Gene Ontology annotation, molecular function: odorant binding. The coding region runs from base 116 to 505 and encodes 129 amino acids. The record is from RefSeq and is a predicted model, not a curated record. The transcript has 2 exons. NCBI's taxonomy places the organism in Eukaryota, Metazoa, Arthropoda, Insecta, Coleoptera, Chrysomelidae.